Molecule: messenger RNA, 2331 nt
Organism: Durusdinium trenchii
Lineage: Eukaryota; Dinophyceae; Suessiales; Symbiodiniaceae
Source: the annotation of a GenBank genome assembly
AUGAUGCCAAAAAGGCGUCAAACUCGUGUUCUGCAGCUCGAAGCUCAAGGAGGUGCGAAGGCCUUGAGCGUCAACACUCGUGGCCUCAUGUCGCCGAAAUCAGAAGCUGACUCAACCGAUGAAGGCCCGAUGGUCCCCAGCUUCGAGGUAGAGGAGGGCACUCCCCGAGACUCUGACACGGCGCCGGAGGUGCAGGAGGACUUCGGGGAGGUGGAGAAGCCACAGCCGUCAAACAAGAAGUAUUUGUUCAAGCUUGGCAUCGCUGAUGGCAUGGUGCCACAAGCAGAUACCGUCUACAAGCCCAGGGAAGAGAGACCAAGGCAGCACUGCACUCUGAUCAUUUUUGAUUGGGAUGAUACUCUUUUGUGCACAUCGGCCUUACAAAGUGGGAAGCCACCCAAAGAUCAGGAGCUUUUAGCCUUGGAGGCGGAGGCCGUGAAGCUUUUCGAGCUCGCAAAGACCCUGGGGACGGUGAUCAUCAUCACCAAUGCGAUAAAUGGUUGGGUGGAGCACAGUUGUGCCAAGCAUAUGCCAACACUGGCGAAGCAUUUGGAGAACGUGGAAAUCAUCAGCGCAAGGGCGAAGUAUGAGGAGCGUUUCCCAGAUGAUCCAACGCAGUGGAAGGUGGAAGCCUUUUGCGAGGUGAAGGAGAACAGUCAAACCAUCGCCAACCUCGUGGCGUUGGGCGAUUCCACCGCGGAGAUGGCUGCGCUCCAUGCGAUGGCCAAACUCUAUCACAUUUCCUACACAAAGACCAUCAAGUUCAAGGCGCGGCCUCGUUGUGUGGAACUGCAGCAAGAGCUUUGCUUGGUUGAAAAGAAACUGGCAACGAUUGACGAUCCCGACCUGAUCAUCGGCGCCCGCAAGGGGUCGCCCCUGAUCCUGGGGGUUGGACACGGCGAGCACAUGCUUGCCAGUGAUGCAUCUGCCAUCGUAGAACACACCAAGGACGUGGUCUACCUACGUGAAGGAGAGAUCGUUGAAGUCCGGCGGUCUGGGUUCAAGGUGCAUGACCUGGAGAAGGUCGUGAGGAAGUUGGGGAAGAACACCAUAAGCCCACGACCAGAUGAUGUGGAAAACCCCAUCGUGAGGCUGGAGCUGUCGCUCGAGCAAAUUGAGAAGGGUGGCUACAAGCACUUCAUGCUGAAAGAGAUCAUGGACCAGCCCAACGCCAUGCGGAACUGCCUCCGUGGCCGGAUCUACCAACCAGCGGAAGCACCCGACCGCUGGGAGAUCAAGCUUGGAGGCUUGGAGAAGGCCAAAGAGGGCGCCCUCAAUCCUCAGAGCCCACUGGAGAGGAUGGCAAAUGCCUGCAGAUUUAUUUUCGCGGCGUGUGGUACCUCCUGGCAUUCGGGCCUCAUUGGCAAGUAUGCUUUCGAGAAACUUGCUGGAGUGAGAGCAGAAGUGGAGUAUGCCAGCGAGUUCAGAUAUCGCAAGCCCUUGAUCUGUGACUCGGACUGUCUCAUUGCAAUCUCCCAAAGUGGGGAGACAGCAGAUACCUUGGAGGCCAUUAAGAUGGCCAAGGAGCAUAAAGCGGCGGCGCCUAGCAUCGCGAGCGUCGGUUCAUCGUUUGACCCGAAAGCGGAACUGCCACAGGCCUUGACCAUUGGUGUGGUGAACGUGGUGGGUUCGAGCAUUGCUCGUGAGACCGAUUGCGGCAUGUACCUACAUGCUGGGCCGGAGAUCGGAGUGGCUUCCACCAAGGCUUUCACCUGCCAGGUCAUAGCACUUCUCUUAAUGGCACUUCGUUUGGGCAAGCAGCGUGGUGCACUCUCGGAAGAGAUGCUGAACAUGUACUGUGCGGCCCUGAACGCCGUGCCGGACAGUAUAGAGAAGUGGAUGUCUUCCUUGACCGAACAGACCCAGGUGAUUUCGAAGAACCUCCGCUUGGCCACCAAUGCGCUCUUCAGCGGCAUGGGGGUCCACUUCCCGGUGGCCUUAGAGGGAGCACUCAAGCUCAAGGAGAUUUCCUACAUCCACGCCGAAGGCUUUCCAGCCUCCGAGAUCAGGCACGGAGGCAUCACGCUGAUCCGGAACUUUGUGCCGGUGAUUUGUAUAGCAAUGAGGUCCGACCCUGCUUACGAGCAAAUCAAGCAGAUGGUCCGUGACUUCAGGCACAAGGGUGCAGCUCUCCUGGUCCUCACGGAUGAUGGUAACACCGACUUUGCCGGUGUGGCACACUUCACCCUGUGCUGUCCGGCCACAAAGCUGGAGAUGCAGCCCUUGAUUAGCUGCAUACCCUUGCAGCUGCUGUCCUACCACAUUGCGGACAUGAGGGGCUGCUCCAUAGAUCAGCCACGGAAUCUGGCGAAGAGUGUGACCGUUGAGUGA